Messenger RNA from Coregonus sp. 'balchen', 1436 nucleotides. The record is from the annotation of a GenBank genome assembly. NCBI's taxonomy places the organism in Eukaryota, Metazoa, Chordata, Actinopteri, Salmoniformes, Salmonidae.
AUGGGUUAGUUCAUAUGAGGGAGAACGGUAGAGGUUUUGCUCAGUGCCUGUAUGGUUCACACUAGUUACUCUACUACUUAUCCUAAAUCUACUAAAACUCUUGGCGCUAGUAUGUAGCCAAAAAACAGUGACUGGUUGAUUAUACUAAUCAAUUACAAAUUAUUGGUUUUGUUCCUUUGUUAGUGUACAAUAGUCUCUGGUCUUGCCUCAUGCUUCCUAUGUUUGGAAGGUUGAUUUGAUAUAGAUUUGAAUGUAGUGGAUUUUUGGGUUCUUUUAAGGUAAAUUGAGAUUACACUAAAAAUCCAACAAGUUCUAUAGCAUAUAUAGUAACACCAAAGAUCCUAUGUAAUGUUGGCGAUGGAAAAAGGCAAAUAAACAAUAAGAAACUCCACAAAGGCGUUGUUAUUAAGGGGUUGUGAUACUUGGUUUGUACCAUUUGACUGAUCUAUAGAUUGAGUUUAUUAGCUUUUGGUAAACAUAGGCUAUAGAUUUAUGUAUUACCAUAGAAUAAAAAUACUGUGUAUUGUAUGCAAUUCCUUUCCUUUCAAGGAUAAUCUAUUAAUUAUUAUUGAUCUAUGAAUUGAUAACAAAAGUUGUUGCUUUGUGAAAAUUGUGGAUGGGCUAUCCAUGGUGUCCAAAACUGAAAAGAGGACAUUGAAACCAUUUAUUAUAAACCGGGUAGUUUGAGUCCUGGAUGCUGAUUGGCUGAAACAGCAUUCCAGCCGUGUGUAUGUCAGACAAUAUACCACGGGUAUGAUGCAAAAAUACUUGUUUCCUAUUCGAUUAUAAUAGCAAUAAGGCGGGCACCUCUGGGGUUUGUGUACCGGGCUGCCGGUACACCACUGCUUAGCUGAUCCUCAUCGUCAUAGUGACCAUCUCUCAGCUUCAUCACCGUCCUGGACAACUUCCUGUUUUUGCUGUCAAUCAAAGUCAAAUGCCACCUCCAGAUGGUCAACAACUACUUCCUGUUCAGCCUGGCGUGUGCUGACUUCAUCAAAAGCCUGCUCUCCAUGAACCUAUACACCCUCUACAUGUCAAGGGCUACUGGCCCCUAGUCAUCUGUGACCUGUGGUUGGCCUUGGACUACGUGGUCAGCAACGCAUCAGUCAUGAACCUCCUGAUCAACAGCUUCGACCGCUACUUCUGCGUGACCCGGCCUUUAACCUACCCGGCCAGACGGACCACCAGACUGGCUGGGCUGAUGAUCGCAGCAGCCUGUCUCUGUUCCCCUGGGCUCCAGCCAUCCUCUAUGGCAGUCCCUUGUGGGCAAACGCAUCGUCCCUGACAGGGAGUGCUAUAUCCAGCUUCUGUCCAACCCCACGGUCACACUGGGAAUGACGCUCCCUGCAUUCUACCAGCCCGCAGCCAUUAUGAUCGUCCUAUACAUGCGCAUCUCCUUUGCCAGCUGCAGUUGCCACACUGAAGGUGCAGAGUAG